AUGGGCUCAUCUUCUAUCCCAGAGGGCUUCCUUCGUCCGCAGGCUCCUGCUAAUGCCCGCCUACGACGCGUCAAUUUCCUAGAGACCAACCCCCCUCUGCCUGAAUAUAAGGAUCUCGUUGCCGCUGUCAUUGACGAUGUCCUGACGGAAGAUGAAUGUAAACAGUUACUUCAAAUUGCUGAAGCCACGACUGUCCGAGAUCCCUCUGGGCUUCCUACCUGGGAACGGGCCUUGAUCAAUGCUGGAGGGGGCAAACAGGUCCUAGCCACCGAUAGUCGAAACUGUGGACGGAUCUUUCUCGACAGUCACGAGUUAGCGGAUAGGCUUCUCGCACGUUUGAUGCCGUUUUUGAAGGAGCUUGGCGCAGAUCAGAUCAACAACCGGCCCCGUGUGACCGGUCUCGCGGGACGAGGAAAGAUAUUCAAUGUGUCCGGGCUAAACGAGAGACUCCGCUUCCUGAAGUACGAAGGGGGCGAAUAUUUUCUCCCUCAUUGCGACGGGCGCUAUACGACACCUGAUAAACAGGAAAGAUCCUACUUCACGGUGCAGUUGUAUCUGAACGGCGAUGGAGAGCAGGAUCUUAAGGAGCUACAGCGAGCGAUCAAGGAUUCAAAUAAUGCUCCUCAUUCGACCACUAAUCCGGAUUUGACGGGCAAGCUUCUUGGAGGAGCAACAUCAUUCAUGGCCAAUUUUGGGGACAAGGAUCGACGAGUCAGGGUGUUUCCGAGGACAGGAUCAGUGCUGGUAUUCCAGCAGAGCGAGCUGCUUCAUGGUGGAGAUCUUGUAUUUCGAGGGAUCAAAUAUACCAUGCGGACAGAUGUUAUGUACCGUGAGCAGACAACGUCAUGA
Messenger RNA from Aspergillus clavatus NRRL 1, 849 nucleotides. RefSeq lists its product as uncharacterized. Gene Ontology annotation, cellular component: endoplasmic reticulum. Lineage: Eukaryota; Fungi; Ascomycota; Eurotiomycetes; Eurotiales; Aspergillaceae. The transcript has a single exon. Gene Ontology annotation, biological process: peptidyl-proline hydroxylation to 4-hydroxy-L-proline. Gene Ontology annotation, molecular function: procollagen-proline 4-dioxygenase activity; iron ion binding; L-ascorbic acid binding. Bases 1 to 849 code for a protein of 282 amino acids. The record is from RefSeq and is a predicted model, not a curated record.